CAUCCAUCUCUCUCUUUGCCUCUAUGACUUCCACUUACAGGCUUGUUCCUUCUAUUCUUAUAUCUCUAUGCUGAAGACCGAAUAAAUUGGUAUGACAUCGAAUGAAAACAGCUAUUGUGAAUUAAUCGAAUUUCCAAAUAUCGAAAAAGUAGUCGAUACUUUAACAAGAAAGGAACUGAAAGAAUAAUCGCAAUCGCCGGGUUGUUGAGUGAUGUUGGAGGUUCGUCUUAAGAUCGCUUAAAACCAUAAUGACAGUAAGAGAGGUCGCCAUUGUCGUCUUUUCUGUGCGGUCGUCGAUGAUGGAACAACCGUGGACACACCUAUAAAGAAUUAGUUGAAAUUAACCAAAACAGGUCAUAUUUCUUGUUGGUGCGAUCCAAUCAUUGAAAACAGGUUGAAUAUAUCGUUGAUAUACGUGAGUUAAACUGCGAAACAUUGAAUCCAACAGCUUGGUCAAGUUGAUCAGACAGAAUCAAGCUAUCAAAGGCUAGUCGAUUGAAAGAAUUGACUGUGAGAUUAAUUACGGUGAUUCAGUGUCAUGAAACCAGGAGAGUCGAUUGACUGGUGAAUCACAGUGUGAAUGUCGCGAAAAAGCCUUUGAAUUGCAAAUAUGUCGGGAACUCUGAAGCCCUAUUUGACAGCAGUGAGACGUACGCUUACUGCUGCCAUGUGCCUGGAAAACUUUUCCUCUCAAAUAGUAGAAAAGCACAAUAAGCCUGAAGUGGAAGUAAGAGCAAGCAAGGAAUUGCUUUUAACACCUAUCUUGAUAAGUAGAAACGAUAAGGAAAAAGUUUUAAUAGAAUCUAGUAUAAACAGUAUGAGAAUAAGUAUUGCCGUGAAACAAGCCGAUGAUCUGGAAAAGAUUCUUUGUCAUAAUUUUACCAGAUUUAUGACAAUGAGAGCUGAACAUUUUAUGAUCCUCAGAAGAAAACCGGUUGAGGGCUACGACAUUAGCUUUUUAAUCACUAAUAUUCACGUUGAGCAAAUGUACAAACACAAAAUAGUAGAUUUUGUUAUUCACUUUAUGGAGGAGAUUGAUAGAGAAAUCAGCGAAAUGAAGUUGUCGGUUAAUGCUAGGGCACGUAUAUGUGCCGAGGAAUUUUUGAAAAGGUUUUAAUCCGUCGUCGCUUAUGAAUCGAUCAGCGUGAGGGUCAGACACGCUAUUAUUAUCGAUGUCAUCGUACAAUUUUUGAUAACUUUGAGAAGUUGGAAAACGUUUUUAUAAAAUAUUCAACAAGUUUCCUUAUCACCGCCCGCAUUCUUUCUACAUUGAACAUGCAUAAAACGCGUUAUUACGAUAAGAAAUUGAUUCUUUAUAUCUAAAAAUCACAUGAUAAAAAGGACACUGUUUAAACUUUUGCAUGAGAUGACAUUUUAGGCAUUCUUAUGUUAUCAGUGUUAUCAGUAUAGCACUCGCUUAAAACAAUCAUCACCUACAUGAUCGUGGAAGUAAUAGCCGGGCGAUAUAUCUGUUAGUACGGCAAGUUCUUCAAUUUAAAAAUUUUUUAAUAUUUGUUCAUUGUUGAAUGCUCUCUCUGUAAGAAACAUGGAUUACAAUUGCAAUUUCAAAACAAGAAUUGUAUAGUUCCUGGGUAGCACAUCAUCGGAUGUCAAUAUGACGUCCUCUGUUAAUAUGACGUCACUGUGUCACCUGGGGUGUAUCAAAUUAAAAAUAACCAUCGAAAAUGUUUAGCCAUUGGAUGAUAUUGAUUACAUUGAGUAACAACGAUUCCUUCGAAUUUGUAUACAUUUUUAUACUUUUCGCCAUCUUCCCUGUAACGUAUGAUACAACUUUUGUGUCAAGUAACAUACAUAUAUUCAAAUGAUAUUGAAUUAAUCGUAAAGUAAGAUAAGAUUUCUUAUCUUAAAGUUGCUCUUUAGAAAUCUAUCUUUUGAUGUAACGAGCGAAUAGAAAUAAUUGGCAUGUCAUUUACUUUUCUUCUAUGAUGUUAUAUUUAGAAAUGUGAGUAAAUUUGUGUGUAGAAUGUUUUCUUUUUUAGUGCAAUUUAUCACGCGUGACGUGUUGUUGCGUACUUUAAUCAUUUAUUACACACAAUAAUGAAA
Molecule: messenger RNA, 2064 nt
Organism: Dinoponera quadriceps
Lineage: Eukaryota; Metazoa; Arthropoda; Insecta; Hymenoptera; Formicidae
Gene: Arpc4
Product: actin-related protein 2/3 complex subunit 4
Exons: 4
Coding region: 611-1117 (168 amino acids)
Biological process (GO): actin filament polymerization; Arp2/3 complex-mediated actin nucleation
Cellular component (GO): Arp2/3 protein complex; actin cytoskeleton
Molecular function (GO): actin filament binding
Source: RefSeq, a predicted model, not a curated record